Messenger RNA from Penicillium pulvis, 483 nucleotides. Its product is annotated as SRPBCC family protein. The coding region runs from base 1 to 483 and encodes 160 amino acids. Lineage: Eukaryota; Fungi; Ascomycota; Eurotiomycetes; Eurotiales; Aspergillaceae. The record is from RefSeq and is a predicted model, not a curated record. The transcript has a single exon.
AUGUCUACACACAAUCUUGCUUUUACUGCUCCUCUCAACCCCACUGGGGCUAGCCCAAUCCUGCAUGAAGAUCAAGUUUGGGCUGGCCUACUCCUCAAAAUCAAAUCGGCAGAAACAUUUGUUCCGAAGGCCAUCAAGUCAACCACCGUGGUCUCCGAGGACGUUGACCCCGUGACCGGAAAUCCCGUCACUGUGCGCGAUGUCAUUUUCGUCGAAAACAACCGCAAAGUGACAGAAACCGUCACCGCAUACAAGCCUUCGAGAGUCGUUUUUAUUCAACCAGAUGGAAGCACGAUAACCAAUGUGGUUAGCGAGGGAGCAGACGGCGAGCUGUACAUGACCUACAUUUUCGAAUGGAGGCAUCCCGGCGCCUCCACCGCGGAGCUAGAAGUUUUCUUGCAGAAAGAAAAGCAGAUGAUGAAGCUGGCUGUGGAGGGAACUAUUACUGUGUUGCGUCAGUUGGUGAAAGAUGGCAAGAUCUGA